CCCCAAGUGAUUUCUUAGAAAACGAAACUCCUAAUUUCCUGUAGCCUGAGCAGAUUUCCACGCCCACAUUUCAGGGUCUUGUUCCUCUGCCGCCCCCUCGCUUGUGUACCAGUGUAAAGCUGACAGUUUCGUUUCACAUUUUUCUCGGCUCUGCACACCCGGACUGCACGGACAUCCUCCGAGUUCCAGACCCUGCUUUCAAAGUACAAGUUAAAGUCAGUGGUAAGGUAGUGCUGCUAAUGGAGCCUCAUGACUGCUGACUCGUGAUUCUAAUCUGCAGGGACAAGGUUCGAGGUUGUUGACUGAAGGGAGUCCUUACAGAGAGCAAGACAGGAGCAGCUUAGUGCAGAAAUGGCAGCAAACACUUCUGAUCUGGAGGCAGAUCUUUCCUGUGCUGUGUGCCGUGAGAUUUUCAAGAAUCCAGUAACUCUUCAUUGUAACCACAGCUUUUGUAAAGCAUGUCUGGAUCAGUGCUGGAAAGAGAAGAGAGUUCGGGAAUGUCCCGUGUGCAGGAGGAGGGCUUCAAUGGAGGAGCUUCCUGUGGAUUUCAAGCUCAGGAAUAUUGUGGAGUCCUUCUUAAAGGAACGCAGUCAGAAUCCUCCAGCACCUACUGGAAUAUGCAGUCUGCAUGAUGAAAAACUGAAGCUGUUCUGUGUGGAUGAUAAAGAGGCUGUCUGUCUUGUGUGUCAAACUUCAGAGAAACAUGAGAAGCACAAGUUCCGUCCUGUUCAGGAGGCUGCACGGGAUUAUAAGGGAGAACUCAAGACUGCGCUGAAGCCCUUGCAGGACAAGCUGGGAUCCUUUAAUAAAGUUAAAAACGAAUGUGAUGAAACAGCAAAGCACAUCAAGAAACAAGCCCAGCAAACAGAGAGGCAGAUAAAGGAGGAGUUUGAGAAACUUCACCAGUUUCUACGAGAUGAAGAAAAGGCCAGGAUAGCUGCACUGAGGAGGGAAGAGGAACAAAAGGGAAGAAUCAUGAAAGAGAAGAUUGAAAAACUUACAAGAGAAAUCUCAUCCCUUUCAGACACAAUCAGAGUGAUAGAAGAGGAGAUGAAAGCUGAAGACAUCAUCUUCCUGCAGAAGUACAAAGACACACAGAGAAGAGCCGAGUGCACACUGCAGGAUCCACAGUGUGUUUCAGGAGCGCUGAUAGAUGUAGCCGAGCACCUGGGCUCUCUGAAGUACAAAGUGUGGGAGAAGAUGCUGGGGAUUGUUCAAUACACUCCAGUGAGUCUGGAUCCCAACACAGCACACCCUGCUCUGAUACUGUCUGAGGAUCUAACAAGUGUGAGUCUCAACAAGGAGAGACAGCAGAUUUCUCACAACCUAGAGCGGUUUGAUCACUCUGCUUGUGUGCUGGGCUCUCAGGGAUUCACUUCAGGGAGACACUGCUGGGACGUGGAACUGGGGAGCAAUAGUUAUUGGUUUCUGGGUGUGACUAAAGAGUCCAGCCAGAGGAAAGGGAAAUUCACUCUGAGCCCAGGAACAGGAUACUGGGUUAUAGCCCUGUUGGAUGGGGAUCAGUACUGGGCAGGGACCUCACCACAGACACGACUCACUGUGGAGAAGAAACCCCAGAAGAUCAGAGUUCAGCUGGACUGUGACGGGGGGGAGGUGGCAUUCUUUGACUCCAGUGAUAUGAGAAAACCUCUCUACACUUUUAAACACAGAUUUACUGAGAGAAUGUUUCCAUAUUUCUCUCUUGGCUCUUCUGCCCCCUUCAGAGUGUGCCCUGUGAAGACAGUUAUAAAAGUGGACUAGCCCAAUUUGUGACCCUCAUUUAGCAUUUGCCUUUUUGAGCCUUUCUACACAUGUGCAAAACUUAGACCUUCAAGGCAAGGCUCUCUGUGGAGAUUCAUUUAAAACUACAGGACGCCAAUUGUAUUUUUAUUUUUUUUUAGAAAACUGCAAACAGUAAUUUUAGUUUAAAUGUGUUGUCAUCUUAAUUAUCGAAGUGUAUUGCACAGUAUUUCUUUGUUUAAAAAGGUGACAUUGUAAUGUAUAUUCAUGUUUAUUUUUUAUGAUAAAUACAUUUUAAUUUCAGGAGUUUUCUCGCUGUAUUUUAUUUUAUUUUAAUAUAAAUAUUUUAAAAACAUUUUGUUGGUAUAUUUCUUGUCUAUGCAUAAACGCUGAGACUGUGUUUCUGUAUUUUUUGAUAGACAAAUGAAGUAAUAAAUAUUGAUUAUCGAGUGAA
Acipenser ruthenus (sterlet) is the source of this 2194-nucleotide messenger RNA. RefSeq names its product E3 ubiquitin-protein ligase TRIM35-like. Bases 352 to 1761 code for a protein of 469 amino acids. Lineage: Eukaryota; Metazoa; Chordata; Actinopteri; Acipenseriformes; Acipenseridae. The transcript is spliced from 7 exons. The record is from RefSeq and is a predicted model, not a curated record. Gene Ontology annotation, molecular function: zinc ion binding; protein binding.